AUGACUACAACUAGUACUUCUGCUUCCCAGCUACAACAGCGCCUGCCGGAAGAAAAGCCUUGGCCGCAACUGAGUGGCGCCAACGAAGAUGCUCAAACCUUCAAAUGUAAAUACGUAACCAACCACAACUCCUUGGGUGAUGGGAAUUUCAGUGUUGUGAAAGAAUGUAUGAACGUACACACAAAGGACUUGUAUGCGAUGAAGCUUAUCAAGAAGCAGACUGUUAAGAACAAAAUUCAACUUAUCCAAAGAGAAUUCGACCUAUUGAGGUCAAUUAGCGAGAAAAUCAGGGAUAUGGAAAAAAGAAAUGAACAUUCUUUGGACAUUUUUGAAGGGCAUCAUCAUAUUUUACAACUUUUCGACUAUUUUGAAACUGCAGACAACAUUGUCCUGAUCACUCAGCUGUGUCAAAAAGGAGACUUGUAUGAGAAAAUCGUUGAAAAUCAAUGUUUGGACCUCGAAACCCAAGUCACGUCGUACUGUGCUUGUUUGGUAAGUGUCCUCGAGUUUUUGCAUUCACAAGGUGUUGUUCACAGAGACUUGAAAGCAGAAAAUGUUUUAUUCAGAUUGAGGGUGAACGAAAACGAAAAAAACUUACAAGGUGAACACCAUGGAGAUUUUAAAUACGAUCUCUUGGCGCAUGACUUAGUCCUCGCCGAUUUUGGUCUUGCUGCUGAAUAUAACACGAGCAAGGUAAACUCGUUGAAGGAGUUUGUUGGAACCAUCUCAUAUAUCGCUCCAGAAAUCGUCAAAUGCAAAGGUGUCGGUGAAAUGACUCCUGAUCAAGUUGACAAACUAGACAAAUAUGGCUGUCCGGUGGAUAUAUGGGCCCUCGGUGUGCUGACAUACUUCAUGGCCUUCGGCUAUACUCCCUUCGACUGUACUACGGACGACGAAACUUUAGAAUGUAUUUCGAAAUGCGACUACUAUGUCGACGAACAAAUGAUGCACGAUCCUAAAUACGAACAGUUUUGGAAUUUUGUUCAAUGCUGUUUUACUAUUGACCCAGCCGUUAGGCGUUCUGCUAAGAAUUUGAAACAGCAUCCUUUUAUCAGGGAUUAUUUUGCUACUUCAAAUUCUUUAAAUACAAAGGACACGCCGAAUUUCUCAUUUAACCCGACAAUAAGGAGAGUAUCUUCUACAGCGUCCAUGCACACCUUGAGGUCUCCUUCUAAAUCAAGAAAAACCACCACUCUGGCGUAUUUGAACAUGGAUGGUGGAUCUUCAGAAACUACUACUGCCUUCAGCAGCAAGAUGGAUUUACCUGACCUUUACGUUGACAGAACCAUUAAUUCUCGUGAAAGAUCAUUGAAUAGAAUUCGAGACACUUUGAAGAAAACAUUAUCCAUGACAUCUCUAAAGCCCGCGGCCACAUUUGAUUAUCUCCAUGCUAACAAAAAUGGUACUUCUUUAUCAACAUCCAAAUCAGGGCUCGUGAAAAAGAACUCCACAUUCGUCUUGGACCCUAAGCCACCAAAGAAUAGUCUGAUGAACGGCUGUUUCAGCACUACUCCAGAAUCGCGCUCAAAUUUUAAUACCCCUAAAACCUUAUCCAGACAAGGCUCCUCUACUAGUGUAAAGAAAUACGUCAACGAGGUAGACUUACUUUUAACACCACGCACGGCUUCGAUGAGCAGCAAUGAUACCACAGCUAUUAACGAUAACGAUAUUACUAACGAUAAGAAUUCUGCAAGAAAACACGCAGCCUCAUUCCAGGUGAAUGUUGAUGAUUCUGAUGGUGAUGAAACCAUGCAGAUAUAA
This is a messenger RNA of Saccharomyces paradoxus, 1761 nucleotides long. It is a transcript of the gene TDA1, whose product is annotated as protein kinase TDA1. The coding region runs from base 1 to 1761 and encodes 586 amino acids. NCBI's taxonomy places the organism in Eukaryota, Fungi, Ascomycota, Saccharomycetes, Saccharomycetales, Saccharomycetaceae. The record is from RefSeq and is a predicted model, not a curated record. The transcript has a single exon. Gene Ontology annotation, biological process: protein phosphorylation; cellular response to oxidative stress. Gene Ontology annotation, molecular function: calcium/calmodulin-dependent protein kinase activity; calmodulin binding; ATP binding.